CGAACAUUUUGCGAACUUUAUGAACAGGAGGUCCCUUAUAUUCCCGUCACUCGAGCAGAAUGCGAGGCGAGCAAAUAUCUUGUCUGCUCGAGCUCCCCUAUACCGAUGCGAUCGCAUGCUGUCUAUCACUUCCACAUGACUGCUGGUGGCAUUGACGAUGAGUCACCGAAAGGUCCAUAUCGUCUACCUUGGCCCUUCUCCCAAUCGACUCUGUGCAUCAGUCAUGUGCUGAUGUGUCUACCCGAUACAAAGCCCAAGCCAAUAUGGCCUUAUACCACCGUGUGUCUCGGCAUUCGAAAGAAAAGCUUCUUGUGGAUUAAAUCCUGGCGUCCAUUGGGUGAUCCUCAUUGUCCUCGGUUGGCUUCUCGCAUCUUUCCAAGCCUGGAACUCCGAAAGACCCGGGGAAUGCUGGUGGAUUUUUCUGGCUUGAUGGCAGGUGAGCCAUACCUUCGCAGACGGCCAGAUUGUUAG
This is a messenger RNA of Penicillium salamii, 471 nucleotides long. NCBI's taxonomy places the organism in Eukaryota, Fungi, Ascomycota, Eurotiomycetes, Eurotiales, Aspergillaceae. The record is from the annotation of a GenBank genome assembly.